Molecule: messenger RNA, 693 nt
Organism: Lycium ferocissimum
Lineage: Eukaryota; Viridiplantae; Streptophyta; Magnoliopsida; Solanales; Solanaceae
Product: secreted RxLR effector protein 161-like
Exons: 2
Coding region: 1-693 (230 amino acids)
Source: RefSeq, a predicted model, not a curated record
AUGUUUGAUUGUAAACCUGUUUCUACUCCGUUUGCUGCUCAUUUCAAACUGCAAGCUGACUCUUCUCCUAAGUCUGAGGAGGACAUUGAGAGGAUGUAUACUAUCCCGUAUACUAGUGCUGUUGGUAGCCUUAUGUAUGUUAUGGUUUGCACUAGACCUGAUUUAGCUUUUGCACUAAGCAUGGUGAGCCGAUACAUGUAUAAUUCUGGAAAGGAUCAUUGGAAUGCCGUGAAGUGGAUUCUUUGUUAUGUGAAAGGGUCCUUUGAUAUUGGUUUGGUAUUUGAUAAAGCCAAGGCAUCGUCUUAUGAUGUUAUUGGGUUCGUUGAUUCUGACUAUGGUGGUGAUCUCGAUCGUACGAGGUCUAUUUCUGGUUACAAUUCUUCACUGUGCUCUGGUGCUAUCUCUUGGAAAGCACAAUUACAGUCUAUUGCAGCCCUUUCUAGUACCGAAGCUGAGUAUAUCGUUGCAACUGAAGCCAAAGUGUUACUCAUCUUACCAAGGCAGAUUCUCAUUGCUCGAAGACCAAGCAUAUUAGCGUUAAAUACCACUUUAUCAGAGAUACUAUUUGUUGCAGGGGAGAUUGUGGUAAAGAAAUUUCACACGUCAGAGAAUUCCGCAGAUAUGUUCACCAAGCCGCUUGCUAUUACUAAGUUUAAGCAUUGCUUAGACUUAGUUGGUGUUCUUUAUGCUUAA